CAACGCAUCCACUAUUCACUUAUGAAAGUCAGCCGUCCAAUCAUUCUUCUGUUUCUUUCACUGGUCUCGUAUGCGGCGGAUGUUGAGCGGAAAGACUUCUUGCCAUUGAGUCUUGAGUCCGACGCUUUUUUCGAGCAAUUUAACGAGACAUGGGCUUCAAGGUGGAAACCUUCUCACAGCAAGCGCGAUGAAAAUUUUGUGUAUCGAGGCGAAUGGGAUGUUGAAGAGCCAACUGUGAAUCCUGGAUUGAAAGGCGACAAGGGUCUUGUUGCGAAGACAGAGGCCGCCCAUCAUGCUAUCAGUGCAAGAUUGCCUACUCCUUUCGACAACACCAACAACACCUUGGUGUUGCAAUACGAGGUCAAGUUGCAAAAAGGACUUGAAUGCGGUGGUGCAUAUAUCAAGUUGCUGAGCCAGGAAGGUGGAGUUAGUGACUCGGUUGAGUUUAGCAACGACACUCCAUACCAGGUCAUGUUUGGUCCUGACAAAUGUGGAAUAAAAAACCCUAAAACAGGUGAAUACGAGGAAAAACAUCUCAAAGUGCCUCCAAUGGCAAGGAUCGUGAAAACAUCUACACUUUACACGUUGAUAAUUAAGCCUAACCAAGACUUUGAGAUCAGAAUCAACGGCGAAGUUGCAAAAGCAGGCUCACUGUUGGAUUCCAGAUACUUCGAUCUGACUCCUCCAAAGGAAAUCGACGAUCCUAACGACGAGAAGCCAGCUGACUGGGUUGACGACGAGCUGAUCCCAGACCCUAAUGCUGUCAAGCCGGAAGAUUGGGAUGAAGACGCUCCAUAUUUGAUCCCAGAUCCAAACGCAGUUAAGCCGGAGGACUGGGAUGAAGAUGCUGAAGCAUACAUUCCUGAUCCAGAUGCAGUCAAACCUGAGUACUGGGACGAGGAAGAGGACGGAGAAUGGAUUGCUCCGAAAAUCCCAAACCCAGCUUGUGAACAGCACGGCUGUGGACCAUGGUCUGCGCCAAAAAUCAGGAACCCAGAUUACAAAGGCAAAUGGACCCCAGAAUUGAUUGAGAACCCAGAUUACAAGGGGCCAUGGUCUCCAAGAAAGAUUCCUAACCCGGAAUACUAUGAGGACCCAACUCCCUCGAAUCUCGAGCCUAUCGGUGCGUUGGGAUUUGAGCUUUGGACUAUGACUGACUCCAUUAUGUUUGACAACAUAUAUCUUGGCCAUUCCAUCGAGGAAGCAGAGUACAUUGGUAACAACACAUUCCUUCCAAAGGUCGAGAUUGAAGAACAGAUAGCUGCUGCCAACGCUCCUCAAGCCAAGUAUGAUGCUGAAGAGCCUGAAAAACAGAUUGAAGAGCAAUCUUUGGUCUCGGACCUGUUGGAUAAGUCGGUGGAUAGAGUUUUGAAAGUUUAUGCUUCUGGAAAAGCAUAUUGGGCCGACUUCUUGGACGACCCAACCAAAACUCUUCUGAACCGCCCUGGUGAGGCAUUUUUCUUUGCUUCCGUGAUUGUUGGCACUAUUACCACGACUUUUGCUAUUUCUGCUACCAUUGUCAGUAUAUUUGCUACUUUGUUUGCUCCAUCCACUCCUCAGCCAGUCAAAAGAAGCGAGGCUAAAGAGCGGAUCGAGUCUGUGAAAGAGAAGGCUACCGCAUCCGAUUCGAAGGUCAAUGAGACAGAAGCUGUCAAGAGAGGAUAGUGGUCUCUAGUCUAUAAAACUAAUUUUUAAUGAAAGGUCUUCCGAUUUCUGUAAAGUGUUGGUGUAGCCUCAUAGAGUUUUUGACUGUUGGCCACCACCAAUUGACCUUUUGGCAUUUGACGCAUUUGCCUUUAACAGGAGUGAGCGGAGGCACGGUGUGGGAGAGCGGCUCAGAAAUAAGAUCUUUAGUCAUCUCUUCUGCCCAGCAUUGGACAUGAUACAGAGCGUGGCAGCUUUUGCUAGCACAAAAACCUAACACGUCCUCAAACUGAUCCACUACUCUAUUGCAGACGCAACAUAUGCGAGUGUUAUUUUGCUCCAAUUUUUCCAAAGAGAUUUCAAAAUAGUCAUCUUCAUCCUUCUCCAAGGAUUUUACAAAUGCCUUCAUUUGUUCGUAAUUUCCACCUUGUAUUAAUUUUUGUUGAUUUUCCUCAAAAUCAAGCUUCAAAAGGACAGACUCCGAGACUGAAACGUUGUAGCGAUUGACGACCCAAAUGUCAUAUAUGUCCUUUUGAAAAAUUGCAACUCGAAGUCCCAUGCGUCUAAAGGCGUGCGCGCUCAGUAAAAGCUUGAGAUUGGCUAUUUUUAUAUGCACACUGUUGCCACUAUUUCUCGUUCCUAUACGAUUCUUGACCGGAAUAUGUCGAGUCCGGUAGGCAUGGUGCCACGCGUACUCAAACUGUAAUGCUGAAAUUUUCGAUGGAAACCCAUACACAACCAUAGUCAUUUGCCAUGGUCUUAAUUUGUUUUUCUUCGUUCUGUCUGCUCCACCAAAGGCCAGAUCCCC
Ogataea polymorpha is the source of this 2452-nucleotide messenger RNA. RefSeq lists its product as uncharacterized. Gene Ontology annotation, cellular component: endoplasmic reticulum membrane; endoplasmic reticulum. The transcript has 2 exons. The record is from RefSeq and is a predicted model, not a curated record. Bases 22 to 1665 code for a protein of 547 amino acids. Lineage: Eukaryota; Fungi; Ascomycota; Pichiomycetes; Pichiales; Pichiaceae. Gene Ontology annotation, molecular function: calcium ion binding. Gene Ontology annotation, biological process: protein folding.